AUGGCCCCUGCCGCGCAGCGUGCUGCCGCGAGGUUCCUAUGGCAGUCAGCCAGAAGAAUAGCAGCGUCUAGCAGGCGGGCAUCGCCGUUGGUGGUGACAAACUGUGAAGAACGCUCAGAUUUCCUGUGGGCUGCGCGGGCAUUAGGCGGCGCCGCAGCUGCAUUCGUUGCCGGUGGAGCUGUCAGCCGCUCGCAAUGCGAUACCACCGGACAUCGUCUUUACCCCAAGGACCUCGAGCAGUUCCUGAAGCCCUCGGAGUUCAACCCAAUCCCAGUGACCAUGCCACCACCUUUCCCCGGACUCGCCAGAAUUCUCUGCAUGAUUCAGCUUACACGCAGGCUACCGGCAUCAGGCGGGCAUCCUGCAGCCAUUCUGGUGCAAAACAGCUGGAGGUGUAGACUCACUCCUCCCAUCUGCUCUGAAUCGCAGUUCAAGGCAUUAGUUUGCCGUGGUCAAGAAAUUAUCAGGCAGUUCGCCUGUCUUUCCAUUCUCGUCGAGUCGAUUCCGUAUUCCAUCAUGAAGGUCACUGUGGACAUCCAUUUUGCCACUGACAGCAAGGCGACUUGGCCUGCAGCCCUCUUGCUGCUGCUUGCACCUGCUGACUUCCCGCGGUCAACGGGGCCAGCAGACUCCGGGCAGCAAGAUGGCAACCGAAAGCUUUCAUUGGUUGCGAAGCCGUCCGACACCGUGCAGCGCCUGAAGCAGCGUGUGACCCUUGUCGAGCCUGUGCCGUUUCCGGAGCAGGACUUGCAGCUCGAUGGGGCCAGCUUGAAAGAUGAGCAGAGGCUCGGCGAUCUCAAUCUGCGCGAGGGUCAGGUGCUGAACCUCACAGUCCGUGCCAGCGAGACGGCUUUCACAGACCAGCUGGCGCAGCUGCUGAAGGCUCGGCCUCUUUCUGCUGUGGAGCUGGGCCUGCUCUAUACCCACAAGUUUGGCGCGACUGUGAAAACCGCGCUGAACAUUCUGGGUUGCCCAGAGCCUCUGAGCGACUUCCUCCUGAGGAAGAAGCGCUUUGCGAUUGAUCCUUCGGGAUUCGUGUCUUUAUCGGAGUGCCAAGAGCCCGUGCAAGCCAAGGCAACUGCCCCCCUGCCCGAAAACGUUGAGAUCAAGGGGAUCGUGACCGUGACAAGCACGCUGGGCAAUGUUAUGGAAGCGCAGCACCAGCUGCGUGCCAAGACCACCCACACCGCACCAAACCCAGAAUGUACCGGUGUGAGGCAUGCGGGCAUGCCUGGCCGGUGUGCUGAGGUGCAGAGCCUGUGCGACCGUGCCCUUGCCUCGGAGCUCGUUCCAUUCGAGGCCCGGGAUGAGAAGCUGCCAGGUCGAUCCCGUACUCACCACGCAAUCCAGAUUCUCGCGGUCCUGCAGGCCACAAAGAUGACCUUCCAGGGACAGGACCUGGAAGGACGUCAACAGCUUGGCUUCUACAAGAUGGCAGCUGGUGGUGAGCUGAAGGUGCAUGUGGAGGUGUCAAAGGAGCUGCUCUGCCAUCAGCUUGCAGGUCUCUUGCAGGAUCGUUGCCUGUCAUUCGCGGAGCUCGGGGACCUCUACUGCUACAGGUACGGUGCCCCCAUCCGGCGUGGGUUGGAACUCCUGGGCCUGCAAUGCACGCUGAAACUGUUCGUGGCAUCUGCACCCGAGUACUUCCACGUUGAGACCGGCUGCAUUGCGAUGCGGGGGACCGUUCCUGCUCGUUCUGCGACAGGUGAUUUGAAUCAGCGCUACCUGCAGCUGGACGCCCAAAUCUCCACGUGCAAGCUGGUCAAGGACGCAGCUGCCGCUCUUGAGCAAGUCUGCCAAUCUGCCCGAGGUAGCCCUCUUUCGGUGGGCCGCACUAUGUUCCUGGGUUCCGUGGGGCGCGGGACAGCAAUCGAAGGCAGCGUGGACGCUCAGGCCUUGCUGCUCAUCAAAGGCAAGCCCGCAACAGAUCGCCAGAAGUGGUUGCCGCCCUUGCUACCUUUGCUGGCCGCAGCGCUAAGCCAGGAUUUGGGAGAGAAGGCGCGAGUCUCCGUCACGGACGAAUCCGUCCACGUACAUAUUGCAGGAGUUUCAGUGGAGGUGGUUGUGGAUGCUGUUGGAGGCCCCCUGGCACUGGCGGCGGACCGCAGCGCUCGGCUUUUCGACAAGCUCCCAACUGCAGUGAAGGUAACGAUGCGCCUUAUGAAGUGGUGGCGCAAUCAGCAGCCAUGGUCGAGCGAUGAGGAGCGGCCUUCGGACCUCCUCCUGGAGCACAUCGUUGCGUCUACGACCUCGCCAGCACCAGUGGACCAGGUGGCGGAAUCUCAGGGGAGUUGCACGUCUGCUGAAGCCUUGUUUGCGGGCUUCAUAGCCAAUUCAGUCGCCAAUCCGUCAUUAUCAAAAGGUCUGGCUUGA
This is a messenger RNA of Symbiodinium sp. CCMP2592, 2373 nucleotides long. The record is from the annotation of a GenBank genome assembly. NCBI's taxonomy places the organism in Eukaryota, Dinophyceae, Suessiales, Symbiodiniaceae.